AUGGGUGACACUGGGAAUCGGGGUCCUGGACGCUGUCCGCGGGCCCUCGGCACGGCCCACACGGCGCCCGGCGGCGGCGGCUCUGCAGCCGGCGGUGACCGCGAGGUGGCGGUGCCGGCUCAGACAUCGGCGCCCGGGCGGCGGCUGCGCCCGCGGGACCUGCCGUGUCCGGGGUUCGCCCGCGUGGCCUCCCGGCUCUCCCGUGCCGUGUAUGGUGCGAGGACGUGGCGGCUGGUGGACACGGGGAGCAGGACACGCAGCGGGGGCGCCGGGCCUGGGCCCAGGAGUAGCCGGCAGCCACGGCAGCGGAGGACGGCGCUCUGCCGGGCAGGAGCCGGGGGCACACUCAGCAGGGUCCCCAGCCGCUACUUCACCCACUGUAACCCACUCAGGAGAAGGCGCAGGAGCGGCUCCGGGGCCGGCACCGCGGCCGCCGGAGCCUCGAGGGCAGGAGAGCGGGACGAGGGCGCAGUGCCGAGGGGCGUCACCGGGGGCACGGCGGGCGGGCGCCAGAGAUUUCUGCGGCGAGGAGGCUGCGGGCCCGCCUGGCGCCGUGCCCGCGUGGCACUGCACCGGGGGCCGCGCAGGGAGACACUGGUCCCCGCGCGGCCCCCGGGAGGGGAGGAACACGACAGUCAGCAUCCAGGGGAGUCAAGGACGCAGGCAGGACCAGACUUGGCGAGGCGGGCAGGGCGGCGUGAGUGCGAGAGGCGGGGAGAUACGGGCACAGGCAGGGGCGUGGCGCAGCGGCCUGGCGGCGACCGAGCGGGCGAUGAGGCGGCGCUGGCUCCGGAGCCGUGGCCACGGCGGGCCGCGGCGAGGACGGAGCGGAGAUCGGCGUCUCCUCCGCGUUCGAGCGGAGACCAGCCAGGUCUCCGUGGGGGCGGCAGCGUGCCAGCCGGCGUGGCCGGGCGCCAGGAGGCGCAGAGCGACAUGACAUGGUCCGGUGAGACGAGAAGAGGGCGGAGCGCCCGGCCGCCCAGAACACCGUGGCCCGCGCCCACCGGGGACCGCAGCGCCCAGCUGGUCUCUGUCCUUUGCUUUCCGGAAGGAGCCCACACACAACUCCCUUCGGGACCUCAGAACCCUCCAGAUGACAAGAAAUGGUGCUACCCAGCUCACGCCUGGGCCUCGGACCCCGGACUUCUUCAAGUCCCUCUAGCUCUGACUCGAGAAUAUGCUGCACUUGGAACCACUACACACCCCGUCUCAGGAACCAGCUCCGAAGGUUAAGCCAAAGGACUCAGAUCGGCGACACCAGCACCACCGGAAGCGAGCAGCCCCCGCGGCAGCACGGCCCCCACGGCCAUCCCACCAUCUCGGCCGCGCCCCAGCCCGGGCUGGAGACCACCCCAGCCGCCCGCCACCAGCACCCCCCUCUCUUCUUUCUUCCGACUUUCCUGUCUCUGUUUUCUCCUUCUUUCUUUCUCUCUGUCCUGGCUCAGCAGCCCAGCACCGGGACUCCGCGUCCCCCAAACCCCUGAUUAAUUUGCACUAUGAGUCGUUUGCACUGGUUUGGGGUCCCGGGACCGCCUGAGCCUCUGAGCGUGUGCGUGAGCGUGUGCGUGAGCGUGUGCGUGACCACUGCCGAGUGUGCCGGCCCCCUCGGGCCGGGCCGCCCCAGCCCCCGCCCUCCGUCACUGGGGGCGCUGGGCGCGGCCGAGUGCGUGGGGCCCUGCCCCCCCUCGCCCAGUCUGGAGGCUCCGCCCACAGGAGCCCCUCUUGCCUGUGUCCCUCCUCACCGGCUUCACCAGAAGCCGGGCUUCAUCAAUAAAUCCGUUACAGCA
This is a messenger RNA of Pipistrellus kuhlii (Kuhl's pipistrelle), 1787 nucleotides long. Its product is annotated as WAS/WASL-interacting protein family member 2-like. Lineage: Eukaryota; Metazoa; Chordata; Mammalia; Chiroptera; Vespertilionidae. The record is from RefSeq and is a predicted model, not a curated record.